Fusarium coffeatum is the source of this 22815-nucleotide messenger RNA. RefSeq lists its product as uncharacterized. Bases 1 to 22815 code for a protein of 7604 amino acids. The record is from RefSeq and is a predicted model, not a curated record. The transcript has 2 exons. Lineage: Eukaryota; Fungi; Ascomycota; Sordariomycetes; Hypocreales; Nectriaceae. Gene Ontology annotation, molecular function: phosphopantetheine binding; catalytic activity.
AUGGCCCUAACAACUUGUGGCUGCGCUACCAUCGGGGGUAAGGUAAUGGCAGCUAUGGAGCCGACCAUCUUUCCAGCGUCUGAAACUGGUGAGGAAAAUCAGAGUUCUAUAUCUGAUAUUCCAGGACGUCUGGAAACUAAAGGUAUCACCGAAGGUCUUGUUCCGUCUCACGAGGCUCAGUGUGAUGUAUUGUACGUAGCCUGGGCCAUCCUCCUCAGGUGCUUCACGGGACUCGAUAAUGUAUGUUUCGAAUUCCAGAGUGAGCACAAGAUCGCGGGUGAACCAGGUCGCUGCAGCACAGAUGGUCACACAUAUGCCAUGCAGGUGCAUGUUCUUGCCGAUCAGACUGUUCAGAGCCUGCUUGCCGGGAAGCAUGCUGCAGUGACUCUGGUACCGGAAAGUAAGGCCAAGACACAUUUCAACACAAACUUUUCCAUCUGUAGCUUGGAUGAGAAACGAGAUGGAAAUACCACUUUCUCUUCAUGGUGCGAAAUCCAAAUGCGCGUUGAUCCUGUCACCCUCAAAACGGUUCUAUCAUGGAACCCUAGCUUUAUGACACGAACGCAAGCGGAGAGCAUCAGCAACACUUACACCAAGAUCUUUGGAGAAAUUGUCGCACACCAGGAGAGAGUCAUUUCCACCCUCAAAUGCUGCAGCGAGUAUGAUGAGAGACAGAUCCUGGCGUGGAACGACUUUCCAAUGAGCCAUGUGCAGAGAUGUAUCCACCAAGCCAUCUCAGAACAGGGCACCAUACGUCCUGAUGCAGAGGCUGUCUGUGCUUGGGACGGCAGCCUCUCAUACUUGCAGCUCCUUUCCUUAUCAGAUCGGCUUGCAUCUCAUCUGCAGACAAUGGGUGUUGGUCGUGAAGUCUUUGUGCCUAUUUGCUUUGACAAGUCGAAGUGGACCGUCGUCGCCAUGCUAGCGAUCCUCAAGGCCGGUGGAAUAUUCGUCCCGUUUGACCCUACCCAGCCCUUACUACGCUUGCAAGCUCUGUCAAACAAGGUAGAAGCCAAGACUAUCCUGUGUUCCCCCCAACACCAGAAUAUGCUAGGGGGUUUAGUUCCUGAGCUGAUCCCCGUCGAUGCGCAGCUAUUCGAGAGAUUGGCUGAGCACAGCGAAGAGGUCUCCUGUGGAUCUUGGAACAACGGCGCCUACAUGAUCUUCACGUCUGGCACCACAGGAGAACCCAAGGGUGCUUUGAUACAGCAUGGCGCUCUUCUGUCAAGCGCCCUUACCCAUGGACCUGCUAUGAUGAUGGACAACAACACACGUUCACUUCAAUUUGCCGCAUCGACAUUUGAUGUGAGCAUUACUGAGAUCCUAACCUGCUUGAUCCUGGGAGGAUGUGUUUGUAUCCCCAAUGAGGAAGCCAGGUUAAAUGCUAUCGAGGAGGCUAUUGCCCAGCUUCAAGCUAACUGGGCGCUAUUGACACCAACAUUUGUCAAAUUCAUCAACCCCACCAAUGUCCCAUCUCUCAGGACUCUUGUCACAGGUGGAGAAGCCAUGACCCAAGCUGUCAUCCGGUCAUGGUCCCACAUCAAUCUUAUCAACUGCUAUGGACCUGCGGAAACUUCUGUUGUCUCGCAUGUCCAUCGUGGUAUGGUAGAGGGCAAGAACCCGUUGAACAUUGGCCAUCAGGUUGGUGUCCAUUGUUGGGUUGUUGACCGGUAUGAUCACGACCGUCUCAUGCCUAUUGGAGCGGUCGGCGAGCUGGUGAUUGAAGGCCAUACGCUUGCGCGAGAAUACUACAAAGAGCCGGAGAAGACCGACGAGGCUUUCAUUGUUGAUCCUGCUUGGACAGACCAUCAGUCACAACGUGAUAGGCCUCGGAGGAUGUACAAAACUGGCGACCUCGUCCGAUAUAACCAUGACGGCACUUUUCAUAUUGCCGGUCGCAAGGACGCUCAGAUCAAGUUUCAUGGUCAGCGCAUUGAGCUCGGCGAGAUCGAGCACCACAUCAACGUCAGCCUCAACAUCAAGCAUGGUAUGGUUGUUCUUCCCAAGAAAGGGUUCUGCGAAGGCAGACUCUUGGCUAUUGUCCAGCUCACCGAUGCUUCAUCCAAUGAUCUGGUACCAAAAGGUCAGGCUUACAAGCUGAUCGACGGUCCCCUCGCUAGUAUCGCGCUUAUCAAGGUUGAAGAGACAAAGGCAUUCCUCUCUGAGAGGCUACCUGCAUAUAUGGUUCCUUCUAUGUGGCUCCCACUCGAGUUCAUCCCUCGACUUCAAUCAGGAAAGCUUGACCGCAAGCAGACAGGACAGUGGGUUGAAGACAUGACAGAAGACUUCUACCGGCGGCUCAACCCAGUCGCUGUCAAUGGCAAUGCCAAAGCCCUGACAUUUUCGAACGAGACGGAGUCCGAGCUACACAACAUCUGGACUCACGUACUGAACCUUAAAUCAGAACAACUUGGCCUCAAUCAGUCUUUCCUGAGUGUCGGUGGCGACUCCAUCUCUGCUAUGCAAGUCAUGAGUGAGUGCAAGAAGCGCGGUCUGGGUCUGACCGUCUCCCACAUCAUCACUUGCAAGUCCAUCACUGAACUGGCACGACAAGUGAGGGAUAUCGAGAAGCCGACACUAUUAAAAGAGUGUGUGGACGUGCCCUUCGGACUCUCGCCCAUUCAGAAACUGUAUUUCUCGCGACCAAACCAUGAUCAGGGCCACUACAAUCAGAGUUUCCUGCUUCGUACGAGUCAGCAUAUUAUCGAAGCAGACUUGCGCAAGGCCAUGGAGAUCACCAUACGAAGGCACUCUAUGCUUCGUGCCAGGUUUAGUGGGGAUGCCGAUGGAAAUUGGUACCAGCGAGUAACUGACGAGGUUGUAACCUCUUAUCGGCUGCGUACAAUUGAAGUGGCAUCGGGCGAUGAGCUCAAACAUUCGCUCGCGGACAGUCAGACAUGUCUUGACGCUUCCAGUGGCCCGCUCAUCGCCGUUGACCUCAUCGACGAGAUUGGGGAGCAACAGCGUUUAUUUAUGGUCGCACAUCAUCUCGUUAUCGACCUCGUUUCCUGGAGAAUUAUUCUCCAGGAACUGGAGGAGUUGCUGUUACGACCUGAGGCUGUCCGUGAUAUCGAUCGUCCUUUACCUUUCCAAACCUGGUGUAAGAUGCAACAAGAUCAUGCUCUUGCACAGACACCGGAACAGGCCUUCCCCAUUUACGGUGUCCCUGAUGGCAACGCCAGCUACUGGGGCAUGGAAGAUGUACCCAAUACCUAUGGACAGAUGACUGGUAAAGGCUUCGAGAUUGGGCCUGCACAGACGUCUCUCAUAUUAUCCAAGUGUCACGAAGCCUUGCGGACUGAGAUCCCAGACGUUCUUAUGGCCGCUAUGAUCUUCUCAUUUGGUCAGACAUUCACCGACCGUUCCAUCCCGGCCAUCUUUGCUGAGGGCCACGGUAGAGAGGCGUGGGACCUUUCCACCGACUUGUCGAAUGUGGUCGGAUGGUUUACAACAAUCUACCCUGUCUUUGCAGGCUCUGAAGCAUCUUCUAGUCUUAUCGACACUAUCAAGAUGGUCAAGGAUGGCCGACGCAAGAUUCCUGCCAACGGAAGACCAUACUUUGCGAGCCGUUGGUUGACACAGGAGGGUGACAAGGCUUUCUCGCGUCACUGGCCAUUGGAGAUCACGUUUAACUACCUCGGUCAAUAUCAACAACUCGAGCGUGAGGGUGCCCUCUUUACUCCAGUCGGCGAUAUCGCUGGAGAGGUUAGGAGCGCUACCGACGGCGCCGAUGUCGGUCCAAUGACCACAUGCAUUUCACUGUUCGAAGUAUCUGCAGUCAUCAUCAAGGGUACGCUGCGAUUCUCAUUCUUAUUCAACCAAAACAUGAAAUACCAGCAAGAGAUUCGACAGUGGAUUACCUCGUGCCAACAGAGCCUUGGCCGCCUGAUCGAGUCACUGUCCGUUAUGGCCCCCGAGCCAACAUUAAGCGACUUUCCGCUUCUGUCUCUCACCUACGAUCGUCUUCGUCUGCUCAUGGAGGAGAUAUUACCCGAGGCCGGCAUUGACGACAUCAGUCGAGUGGAGGACGCAUACCCUUGCUCCCCGAUGCAAUCAGGCUUGUUGGUUAGCACGACAAAAGACAGCGCUACCUACGCUGCGUAUACAAUCCAUGAGGUCAGGACUAGGAGUGGUCUACCAGUGGAUGUGGCGAAGCUAGAAAGCGCUUGGCGGCGAAUGAUUGAGUACCAUCCCAUGCUGCGAACUAUCUUUGUAGAGAGCGUGACCCUUGAAGAUUCCCUUUAUGAUCAAGUGGUGUUGAGAGACGUUCAAGCUCCCCUCAUCGUGUCUGAAAGGGACACAGACGAAGAGGUAGUCCGCCACCUCGAUGUGCCACGAAACCACAAAGAUUACACUCCCCUGCUUCACGUCUUUGAGAUUUGCAAGUCCAAGACAGGCAAGGUCUUUUGCAAGCUUGAUAUCAGCCACAUUAUCAUGGACGGAACUUCGCUCUCCAUUCUCUUUCGCGACCUCUCCCUUGCGUACGCCGGCAUGCUUGGAUCGAACAAGGGUCCUUUGUACAGCCAUUAUGUGAGGUAUCUCCAGAACCAGAUAUCAGAACCAGGCAUCGAGUAUUGGAAGUCCUACCUGAUGGGUGUGGAGCCGUGUCACUUCCCCAUACUCGAUGACGGUGAAGUUGUGGAGACGAAGGAGCUGAGAAACUUCAGAGUCAAGUUUGACGAGUUGAAUCAGCUCCAGAGCUUGUGUGACAAGCGCGGUGUCACCAUUGUCAACGCCAUCUAUGCCGCAUGGGGGCUGGUGCUACGUCUUUACACCGCCUCAGAUGAAGUUUGUUUCGGUCAUCUUACCUCUGCGCGCGACUUGUCGAUCGACGGUAUCAGCGACGUCAUCGGACCUGUUAUCAACAUGGUGACCUGCCGUGUUAACAUCGGUGCUUCGACAACUCUUGGCGGCGUGGUGGCGCUCGUGCAAAAGGACUUCCUGGACAGCCUGGACUAUCGUCACACUCCCCUUGCCCAAGUCCAACACGCCUUGCAGCUUUCUGACACGGCUUUGUUCAACACAGCGCUGUCGUACAGAAAACUGCCACCCGUACCGCAGAACCCUCCAGACAUUGUGUUCGAGGAAGUUCGUCCCACAUACGAUCCUGAUGAGUACAAUGUGUCCGUCAAUAUCGAAGCCGAUGAACAUGACAUGGCUGUUGACUUGAUGUAUUGGUCUGAUACUAUGUCAGACGCUCAAGCUACGAAUGUUGCGCACGCUUUUACUACGGCGCUCAGCAACAUCUUGCACCACGCUGAUCGGCCUGUUUCUCAGCUCGACCAUCUCGGUCCAUAUCACCUCCAACAAAUCUCACAGUGGAAUGAACACAUGCCCGAAGCGGUUGAGAGAUGUGUGCACGACCUGUUCCAUCAGCAGGUGAAGUUGCGUCCCAAUGCCCAGGCUAUUGCCUCAUGGGACAUGGAACUCUCCUAUGCUGAGCUAGACGAGGCAUCGACUAACCUUGCUCAUCACAUUGCUACCCUAGGUGUUGACAUUGAGACCUUUGUACUCGUUUGCUUUGACAAGUCAGCCUUUACGAUUAUCGCUAUGUUGGCGAUCCUCAAGGCUGGCGGAGCGUGCGUUCCCCUAGACCCAGCUCAUCCUGAUGCUGCUAUCAGACUACGUGCUAAGGACACGCGUGCUCCUGUCGCACUCGUUCCCCCCGAGAUGGCGUCUCGCUUUAGAACGAUAGUCGAUACAACAGUUGUCGUGGAUAAGUCUCUCCUCGAGACCACCUCACAACACACCCCUCUUCCUCAGGUCAAGCCUCACAAUGCAUGCUUCGUCAUCUAUACCUCUGGAAGCACUGGCCGUCCCAAGGGUGUGGUACUAGAGCAUAGAGGUCUUGCUACCAAUGCCACGUGCUCCGGUCCCAAACUUGGCUACAGCGAAAGUUCGCGAGUACUUCAAUUCGCCUCCUACACAUUCGAUAACAGUCUUGCUGAGAUCUUCAGUACGCUUACUCUUGGAGGCUGCGUCUGCGUGCCAUCAGAACACGAGAGGUUCCAUGACUUGGCCGGGGCUAUCAACCGUUAUCAUGUGACAAUGGUUGACAUCACUCCAACUGUUGCUUGUCUACUCAACCCUGCCGAUGUCCCGACGUUGAAGACUUUGGCUCUGGGUGGCGAGGCUGUUACUCAGAAGUGUGUUAGUAUAUGGCGCGACUCUGUGUCUCUGCAGUGUUGCUAUGGACCAUCGGAGUGCUCCGUCAAUUCAACAUACUCUGGUGAAAUUGCUCAGCCGGGCAAGGCUACCAACAUUGGACGUGCCGUCGGCUGUGUCACUUGGGUGGUAGAGCCUACUGAUCAUGACCGCUUAGUUCCCAUUGGUUGUGUGGGGGAGCUUCUCAUCGAUGGUCCCAUUGUCUCUCGUGGCUACCUCAAUCUACCGGAGAAGAUGGCCGAGGCAUUUGUUCCUCCACCUACCUUCUUGCAGGAGAUGCUCCCAACUAGGGAUAAUGGACGUAAGCUCUACAAGACUGGCGACCUGGUGCGCUACAACUCUGACGGUACAAUUACGUACCUUGGACGCAAAGACACCCAGGUAAAGCUCCACGGCCAACGCAUUGAACUUGAGGAGAUCGAGUAUCAUAUCGAGGCCAGCCUGCCGCAAGGCUGGGACUCUGCUGUCGAGCUUGCCGCCCUCGAAUCCAGGAAAGCACUGGCAUGUUUCAUUUGUGCCGACGCAAAUGUCUCCCACCAAGAUGGUAGCGAGGAGAGCACCAUGCUUCCUAUGGAUGAUGUACUUAGGACGCGGGCCAAGGACAUUGAGACCUUGCUUUUGAACGCUAUUCCUUCGUAUAUGAUUCCAUCAGUCUGGUUUCCUGUGUCUAAGAUGCCCAUGACCUCAUCAGGGAAACUGAACCGUCGCGCUCUCCGAUCGCUAGCACAAGCUGUUCCGACAGCGCUCAUCAGCUCUUACAAUCUGGUUGCAAAGAGUGGCCGAGCUCCGAGUAGCGACAUGGAGAAGCAGCUGGCUGCCAUGUGGGCCAAGGUGCUAAACAUCGAUGUAAGCUCUAUUGGAGUCGAUGAUCACUUCUUUAGACUUGGCGGUGACUCUAUCGCAGCGAUGCAGUUGGUAACGUUGGCAAAAAAGUCAAAUAUCAAUCUCACUGUCACUCGAAUCUUUCAGAUGGUUUCGCUUCUGGACAUGGCCCAGUCAGCCUUACCCCUGUCUCGAGCUGCGGUCACAAUUGUUCGCCCAUUUUCAUUGUUGUCCCAAGCGGCUUCACUGGAAGCAGUGCAACGCGAAGUUGCUGCCGCUACUCAGGUUGAUGUCGGUGCGAUCGAAGAUAUCUAUCCUUGUACUGCCAUCCAAGAGGGCCUCAUGGCGCUGUCAUCUGAGAAUCCGGGGUCCUACGUCGCUCAGUUUGUUUUCCGUCUCCCUGAUGGUAUAGAAAUUGAGAGCUUCAAGAUGGCUUGGCAGCUCGUGGUUCAGGCUGAGCCAAUUCUACGGACCAGGCUCGUCCAGACAACCUGCACUGGCGUUUCAAACGUGGUGAUGGUUGACGACGCUCCCCAAUGGUCCACCCUUGAGAGCCUCUCGCAUGCGGAAGAGGCCCGGCGUCAGAUUCCACUUCACAAUGGUGCACGGUUAACCAACUAUUGUCUCAUCGAGGAUCAUUCCCAACUCUUGUUCGUCUGGACUAUUCACCAUACCCUCUACGACGGUUGGUGUCUUCCUCUCAUUCUUGACAAGGUCAAGCAAUGCUAUCGGAACCUCCAAACCGCGGCUCGGCCACCCAAUCUAAGCGGUCCGAAGUACUCGACCUUCAUCCGAUAUCUCACUGAGGUUGACGCCGACCAAGACAACAAGUUCUGGACGUCUUACCUCUCCAACAUCUCUACACAGCAUUUUCCUCGCCUUCCUUCCCUCGACUACAAACCAAGCGCAAGUGGUCUUAUUAUAACCAAGAAUGCGUUCAAACCUAAGUCAUCGGGAUUAGGUAUUACCUCAGCUACGAUGAUCCGCGCAGCCUGGGCAGUGACGGUGUCUACCUACUCAGCAACAUGUGAUGUUGUUUUCUGGGAGACCGUGACGGGCCGUGACGCUCCCGUUGAUGGAAUUGAGGACAUGGUCGGUGCGACAUUGGCCACUGUCCCAACCCGUGUGAAGCUUGAUCCUUCACAAACGGUCGCCAGCCUUCUCGACACUGUCCAAUCCGAAUCCGCUGCGGUCAGAAUGCAUCAGUUUGCAGGCAUCCAUCGCAUCAGUCGUAUCAACUCUGAUACAGCUUUUGCUUGUGCCGCGCAGAAUCUUUUGACCAUCAACUACGGCCCACGACAGUCGAUAGAUUCCUUCUGGUGCGAAGAGUCCAAUGAGAUGGCCGGUACCAACUUUUACUCUUAUGCUCUUAUGCUCUCGUGCCACAUUGCGGAUGGCGAGCUUGAGACUGUUGUUCACUUCGAUCCGAAUGUCGUGUCUGAGUCACAGACGCAACGCAUCAUGGAUCACUUCGCGACGAUAUUGACAGCCAUCCAAUUUUCGGAACUUGGGAAGGAAAGGGUUGGUGAUCUUGAGACGAUCAGUGCUCUGGAUUACCAGGUGCUCUCUGAGAUGAGUCGGCUGGCACCGCCUGCUAUCGAGAGGCUGGUGCACGACCUUAUCAGGGAAACUGGAGAAGCGCAACCACUGGACAAGCUGGCUGUCUGCGCAUGGGACCAGACCCUCACUUACUCGGAGCUAGAUUUCCAGUCUACGUGUCUUGCAUCCAUCCUGAUUGAAGUUGGCGUUGGCGCCAAUUCCUUCGUUCCCUUCUGCAUGGAGAAGUCAUCUUUGGUCGCUGUGACCAUGCUGGGCAUCCUCAAGGCAGGUGCUGCUUUUGUGCCAUUGGACUAUGCUCAUCCCGACGCCCGUAUCAGUGGAAUUCUUGAAGAUGUCGAGGCUACCAUUAUCCUGUCUUCGCCCCAGUACGACGAGCGAUUGACGAGGCUGGGAGCGAACGUCCUGGCUAUCUCAUCUACCUUGAUGCAGGGCUCCUCGCCAUAUGAACAUCAUGCUGUCAGGUUGUCUGCCAACUGUCCAUCCUACUGCAUCUUCACGUCCGGUACGACCGGCAAGCCAAAAGGCACCAUCAUUAGUCACUCCGCCUUCUGCACUGGAGCGACUGCACAUGGGUCAGCUAUGGGUAUGAACGAGUCAUCUCGGGUUUUGCAGUUUGCCUCACAUACUUUCGAUGCGAGUAUCAUGGAGACUCUCAGUACUCUAAUCCACGGCGGAACUGUAUGUGUGCCUUCCGAAGAUGAACGUAUGCACGACGUCGUGGGGGCCAUUAAUCGUAUGGACGUUAACUGGGCUCUGUUGACACCUUCCGUCGCCCAGUUGAUUGAGCCGUCUCUCGUUCCUAAACUCAAGACAUUGGCACUUGGUGGGGAGGCUAUGUCCCGCUCGCAUAUCUCCACUUGGGCACCAUAUGUCCAGUUGAUAAAUGCCUAUGGACCCAGCGAGACUUCUGUUGUCGCUACCGUCAAUCCCAGAGUUACGCUUACCUCUAGCCCUUCCAACAUUGGCAGUGCUGUAGGAGGUGUCUGCUGGAUUAUCGAUCUUACCAAUCACAAUAAACUGGUACCUGUCGGCGUUGUCGGCGAGCUGGUGGUAGAAGGCCCAAUUCUUGCACAAGGGUAUCUCAAGAACCCUGAGAAGACCGCCGAGUCUUUCAUCAUCAACCCGCCAUGGUGUAAUUGGUUUUCCAGCAAGACCUCCGACAACGACCGCCGAUUUUACAAGACUGGAGACUUGGCCAAGCUGGAGGACGACGGAUCUAUCGAGUUCCAAGGAAGGAAGGAUAAUCAAGUCAAGAUCAAUGGUCAAAGACUUGAGUUGUCCGAGAUUGAGCAUCACUUGAGCGUUGACUCCGCCAUUCGAACCUCUAUAGCAUUCAUCCCGAGUUCUGGGCCCUUCAAGAGCCGUCUCGUUGCUAUUCUGUCGCUUCAGUCCUCCUCAGUCGCCAACGGGGAGAUCACAGCAGACGAGGAGAUGCGACUUGUCGACUUUGAGCCAUCUCAUCUGAACAGCAUCCGUGAUGCCCUUAUGGGAAAUCUGGCCUCUUAUAUGAUCCCGUCUAUUUGGAUCGUCGUCAACCACAUUCCUCUCCUGCCUUCUGGCAAGCUUGAUCGCCGACAAACGUCCAAGUGGGUCGAGUCGAUGUCAACUGAGCAACACCAAAAGGUUCUAAGCGCUCAAGACCAGGACCAGACAUCGGGUCUCAUUCUAGACCGUGACGCGACAAGCACCGAGACCAGGCUUAGAGCUGCCUGGGCCAGGGUCUUCGGCAUGACUGUCGACAACGUGCCAUUUACGCGCUCAUUUAUCCGAUUAGGAGGCGACUCAAUCUCAGCGAUGCAGCUUAUGGCCUUUUGUAGGAGUUCCAACAUGGCUGUUUCCGUCAGUCAGAUCAUGCGAAGCAAGUCUAUCGUCGACCUUGCGUUGUCUGUCUCAACUGUGGAUGAUCUUACACAGGCUGACGAAGAAGAGGAUAGACCUUUCCCACUUUCGCCUAUACAGAUAGUCAUGUUUCUGGAGACCGGACGCAGCAUCACAUCAGGGGAACUGUCGACUGCUUUGGAGGCUAUCAUCAAGACGCACAGCAUGUUGCGUGCUCGUUUCUCAUGUGUCGAUGGUGUGCACUCUCAAUGUGUUACGUCCGAUAUUCUUGGCUCAUACAUUCUUCAAUCGGAUGUGGGUGUUGAUGAGUCCCGCGCCUCUCGCUUGAUUGAAGAAAGCCAGAAGAGUUUGAAUAUCUUCCAAGGACCACUCCUCGCCGCAAACAUCAUCGAGAUGGGUAAUCCUGCCAAGCAAGUUGUCUUCCUUGCCAUUCACCAUCUCGUGAUCGAUGUUGUCUCUUGGAACAUCAUCCUGCAGGAUCUGGAAACAUUGCUAUCAUCACCCACCUCAAGGCUACAGAAGCCCCUCCCUUUCCAGACUUGGAACUCUCAACAACUGGAGGAGGCUUGCAACAAUACAAUGAGAAAUGUGUUCCACGACAUACCCCCGCCUUCUCAAGAUCUAUCAUACUGGGGAAUGCAGUCCGUACCCAAUGUCCAUGGCGAUGCAGUCACCGAGACUGUAGAUAUGCCUGCCAACGAGCUAUUGGGCUCCUACCACGAGAUGCUCGACACCGAUGUCGUUGACGUCUUGCUUGCCUCUCUACUCGCCUCGUUCCGUGAAAACUUUUCUGACCGGUCUUUUACGCCGUCCAUCCUCAACGAGGGUCACGGUCGAGAGCCGCUGGACGAUAGGCUAGACCUUUCACGCACCGUUGGUUGGUUCACCACCCUUUGUCCCAUCUACCUACCCGGUACCAUGCCUGAAGAACCUGAUCUGCUUGACAUGGUAUGCUGGGUACGCGACUUCAGACGAAAGGUUCCUGGUAAAGGUCGCCCUUACUUUGCGUUUCAAAUGCUAUCGGAUGCGGCUGAGACCCUAGAGUGGCCCGUCGAACUGGUUUUCAACUUCCUUGGUCAAAAACAAAAGACCGAAUCUGAAGGCGCCGUACUGAAGCCAGCUGGCAGCAUGUUCAAUCUGGCCAUUUCGGAUACAGACAUUGGAGCCGAUGUGCCACGUCUUGCACUCCUCGAGAUCACUGCUUCCCUGUGUGGUAGUACUCUGAACUUCAGCUUUACCUUCAAUCGUCACAUGAAGCGUCAAUCUGGUAUCCUGAACUGGAUCGGCUCUUUGUCCCAGUCUAUCCAAAGGGUUGUCAAAAGGCUUUCUGUAUCCAGUAUUGAACAGCAGCAUCCCGAUAUUUCCCUUCUUCCGUUGGUGUUUGCUGGUCCAACAAGAAUCGAGAAACGACUUGCCGAAGUCGGCAUCUCGUUCAGUGCCGAGAUCGAGGCCGCCUAUCCAUGCUCCCCAGUCCAGCAAGGUAUCGUCUUGGCUCAGAUCAGAAGCCCAGAGUAUUAUUCCUACUCUGUCUCAUUUGCAGUGAAUUCUACUCAACCUGGUCAUGUAGUGGACGUCCAGCUGCUGGUAGAUGCCUGGCAGCGUGUCGUCCAACGCCAUUCUACUCUGCGGACGAUCUUCGUUGACGGUAUUUUGGAGGAGGGCAUCAUCAACCAGGUUGUACUACGCGAAUAUCUUGUCGCCGUUUCUGUCUUAGAGUGCUCCGAAGAUGAACGAAUUCAGAAGAUUUCGGAUCGCCCUUCACUACCUGUCAUGAGCAACACACCGCCACACCAUCUUACAGUUUUCAAGACUGAUGACAAGGUCACUUGUGUUCUCGAGAUGAGCCACGCCAUAUCCGACGGAACCUCUAUGCCAAUUUUGUUCCAUGACUUGGCACUGGCGUACCAGAAGUCGCUUCCUUCCACAACCAUCUCCACGUACAGGGAUUAUGUGUCUCACCUACAAGGCCAAGCUUCUCAUGAUAUCAAGUACUGGCAAGACUACCUGAGUGGAGCUGAGCUAUGCCACUUGCGUUUACUCUCUGAAACGGCACAGUCCAAGAUCUUGCGAUCUCUUGACCAGCGUAUCUCCCACGCAGAAGCUCUACAAACGUUCUGUGCCGAGAGAAGCGUAACGCUUUCCACCGUUCUCCAGCUUACCUGGGCCCUGGUUCUGCAAGCUUAUACGGGCCUGGAUGACGUGUGCUUUGGAUAUCUUGUUGCGGAGAGAGAUGUCCCGGUUCCUGACAUCGAAAACGCAAUCGGCGUCUUUAUCAGCAUGCUGGUCUGCAGGGUCCGUUUCUCUCCAGCCUCAACCAUCGGAGACGUGCUUUGGGCUGUACAACACGAUCUCAGUGCGGCUAUGGGCCACAAGAAUAUUUCACUCGCCGACAUCCAACGCAUGACUGGGUUAGCGAAUGAACCACUUUUCAACACUGCCUACUCGUUCCAGCGUCGAUCUGUCAGCAAGUCAAUGGCGACUGGGCCUCUAUCAUUCGACGUAAGCGAUGCGCAGGAUCCGAAUGAGUACGACUUGACCGUCAACGUCGAGGUCUGGGACUCUACUGCGGAGGUACAGCUGUGUUACUGGUCAGACAAGGUAUCUGAUUCACAAGCUGAGAAUAUCGCAUCCACCUUCGACCAGAUCUUGACUUCGAUCAUCUCACCCGAUGCCGUUCUCCCAACACACCAGCUCAACAUUCUCAGCGACCAUUGCGCACAGCAGUUGAUCUCGUGGAACGAAUUCGAACCAGAGCUCUUCAACCACUGCGUGCACCAGGUCUUUGAGCACAAUGCCCAUCAUCUUUUCAACGAUUCACCGGCCAUUGAAGCUUGGGAUGCCAGGUUCACUUACUGUGAGGUCGAUGCAAUUGCUUCUCAGCUUGCUCAGCACUUGGUAUCUCUCGGUGUCACACGCGAGACGUACAUCCCUCUGUGCUUCGAGAAAUCGGCUUGGGCACCCACCACCAUGCUUGCAGUCCUCAAGGCUGGCGCUGCUUUUGUUCCAGUCGAUCCCAGCCACCCUUCGGAGCGAAUCAAGUUUCUCGUCCAGAGUAUCGAUGCUAAGCUCAUUCUCUGUUCACCGUCCCUCGUGGACAGGUUUGCAGCUAUGAACAUCCCAAUUUUUGCCGUUAGCCACCAGUCGGUCUCUUCACUAUCCACCUCACCGAUCCUGCCUCCAGUGGAAGUUCAACCACGCGAUGCUGCAUAUAUAAUCUUCACGUCAGGAACGACUGGUUCACCCAAGGGUACAAUCAUCGAGCAUGCCGCAUUCACUACCGGUGGUAUUUCUCAUGCACGAGCCAUCCAUAUGACCUCUUCCUCUCGUGUUCUCCAAUUCGCAUCACACACUUUUGAUGCCAGCAUCAUGGAGAUCCUGACCACCUUCCUCGUCGGUGGCUGUGUUUGCAUUCCCUCCGAUGAGGAGCGCAUGAAUGACUUGGCUGGUGCGAUCGCCAAGUAUAACGUCAAUUGGGCCUUGCUCACACCAUCUGUGGCAAAUGUACUCAAACCAGGUAGCGUUCCGAGCCUCAAGGUUCUCGUUACUGGUGGUGAAGCAAUGUCUAGAGACCACAUCGCCAAGUGGUCAAGUCACGCUGCUCUUAUCAACGCCUACGGGCCUAGUGAGGCUUCGGUCAUCGCUGCAGCGCACACCAAAGUCGAUCAGCAUGGCACCGUAGUAGACCGAGAGCCCACUACUAUCGGACACGCCGUCGGUUGUCGUUCUUGGGUUGUCGACCCACGCAAUCACAACCGUCUUAUGCCGAUCGGAAGCACUGGUGAGCUUGUCAUCGAAGGGCCCAUCGUUGCAAGAGGAUACCUGAGCAACGAAACCAAGACUAGGGAGGUAUUCAUUGACCGCCCAUCGUGGCGUUCGAAAACCAGGCUUUCUGGUAACCGGGUGGAUAGGAUGUACAAAACCGGUGAUCUAGUCGCGUAUAAUUCUGACGGUUCGUUGAACUAUGUGUCGCGCAAGGAUACACAGAUAAAACUCAACGGACAACGGGUUGAGCUUGGUGAGAUCGAAUAUCACGUCAAGGUCUACUUGCCUGCUCAUAUCCAAUCCGCUGUGGAGCUGGUCGUGCCUCAGAGUAAGACAUCGACCAAGGCGCUGGCUAUGUUCUUUACCAGCAAUGAGCCUGUUGAAGCUGAGCUGGCCAAUCUUCUCCUACCUAUGUCAUCCACUGCCACGGAAAUGUGCCACUCACUGAAAACAGCUCUCAGCGCGACUCUCCCGUCACACAUGGUGCCAACCAUUUACAUCCCAGUGAUCAGGAUGCCUUGGACCUUGGCGGGCAAGUUAGACCGUCAAAAGCUCAAAGCCAUUGCCCAGUCCAUUCCUUCUCAACAGAUGGGUAACUACAAGCUUGCUGGCCCGAGCAAGAGCCGAGCUCCAACUACCUUUAUGCAACGCAAGCUACAGAAGGUCUGGAGCAAAGUCCUGAACAUGGCUCCGGACAGUAUCAGCAGGGAUGACAGCUUUUUCAGGCUGGGUGGUGAUUCCGUCGGUGCCAUGAAGGUUGUUGCCGCCGCGAGGAUGGAGUGUGUUGCCCUCAGCGUUAUGGACAUCUUCAAUACUCCCAUUUUAUCAGAGCUGGCUACCUGUUGCGAACAGUCCCAACAAGCUGCCAUCGCCUACAUUGAGCCCUUCUCAUUGUUGAAGGACGUUGUUUCUCCCUCCCUCCUCCUUGAAGAGGUCGCCAGAUACUGUGGUAUCCAGCCCAGUCAGGUACAAGAUUUGUACCCGUGCAGCUCCCUUCAAGAAGGUCUCGUGGCUUCAUCUAUGCAGAAGCCUGGUGCAUAUGUUGCCCGCUACGUCUUCAAGGUGCCGCCUAGCAUUGACAUUGAGCGUUUCAAGGUGGCAUGGAAGAGGACUAUUGAUCACGUCGACAUUUUAAGGUCGCGUAUCGUAAGCACUCAAUCUUUGAAGUCCUACCAAGUUAUUCUUGCACCACAUGAGAUCAAUUGGGAGUACUAUAGCAGCCUUCAGGCUAGCGCCCACACAAGCCCUAUCCCCGAUCGCAAUGGCGGUGUACUAUCUCGCAAUGCCAUUGUCCACUCUUCCAGUCCUGACAUGCGCUACUUCGUGUGGACGGUGCACCACGCCCUAUACGACGCUUGGAGUAUGCCCUCCAUCCUCAAAUUAUUCUCCAAUCUCUACCAGGGAGAGACUCGCCUGACACCAGUUGUUCCCUACGUCAACUUCGCCAAGUACUUGACCGACGUUGAUGGUCAGUCCUCAGACGAGUUCUGGAAGGCCAGAUUCCAGUCGGCCUCUCUCGUGUCUCACUUCCCAACUACCACUGCUACCGACGAGGAACCUUCGCAUGCCUCGUUGGGUCAUACAGUACAGUACAGCAAGGAAGCUCUAGGUAUUGAUAUCACCAUCCCAACCAUCGUUCGCGCAGCUUGGGCGCUGCUUCUGGCGACCCAAACUGGCUCCGAUGAUGUCGGCUUUGGUGAGACAUUAUCCGGCCGCGAUAUUGCUUUAGACCAUGUGGAGGAUAUCCUCGGCCCAACACUUACCACAAUACCUUGGAGAGUCCAGAUUGAUCGAGGUGCUACAGUUAGUCACUUCCUGAGCACUCUUCACAAGCAUGUGGCUCAGGUCAUCCCCCAUCAGCAUUCCGGCCUUCAGCACAUUAAACGUCUAGGGGCUUCGAUCGCGGUUGCUUCCGACUUCAGGAAUUUGCUUGUCAUUCAGUCCAGCGACGACACAGCGAACGACCAAGGAUUGUUGCAGCCACUUGAAGAACAAGUGGAGCACAAAACCUUCUUCACUUACCCAUUGGUUGUCGAAUGCUCUAUUGAGGCAAACAACCUGGUUUUGACGAUCCAUCACGAUGAGACCGUCUUGACGAGCUGGCAGACAGAGCGUAUAGCUCACCAAUUUGGUGCUCUUGUCAAUCAGCUUAUUUCUCUUUCACGGGAACCUGAUCGUGCAUUGUCCGCUAUUCAACUACACAGUGACGAGGAUGUCCAAAUGGUCAAAGGAUGGAACAACCAGUCACACACUACCUCCCAUGACAAUAUGUCCAGCUUGUUCUUGCAAACUGCAACCACUUAUCCCGACGCACCCGGUAUCCGCGCUUGGGAUGGUGAUCUCAACUAUGAGUCUCUCGCACAAUACUCUGCGCAGCUCGCCAAGCACCUCAUACAACAGGGUGUAGGAGCUGAGGUCAUGGUACCUUGCUGCAUGGACAAGUCUCUCUGGACAUCAGUUGCCAUGCUCGCUGUCAUUCUUGCAGGCGGAGCCAUCGUUCCCUUGGACCCCGCUCAUCCUCCCGCUCGCCAUGCAGAGAUCACCCGCGAAUGCAAUUCCCGUGUCGUAUUAUGUUCCCCGCAGUAUGCGGACCGCUUCGACGGCGUCGUUGACACUGUAAUCAAUGUCGACAAAAGCUUGUCCAACACCCAUGAACGUGUCGCACUGCAAGACCUUCCGACUGUGUCAAGAUACGAUGCCGCUUUUGUCAUAUACACUUCUGGCAGUACCGGAAAGGCCAAGGGCGUUAUGAUUGAACAUGGCUCAUUUAUCGCAAGCCUGAGAGCCUACACACAACGCACGCAUCUUACGUCAACUUCGAGAGUGUUCCACUUUACAUCUUACGCCUUCGACGUUGCCAUGGGAGAGACGUUCGGUGCAUUUACCACUGGUGCUUGUCUCUGCGUUCCUAGCGAGGAGAUGAGGAUGACCGACUUAGCAGGCGCGAUGAACUCACUCAACGCUACAUGGGCCUUCCUGACACCUUCACUUGCGAACAUGCAAGAUCCAUACGCCUUCACAACACUCCAGACGCUUGUCUGCGGAGGUGAGGCCCUGUCGGCUGAGACUAUUGCCAAGUGGGCAGAUACCGUUGAGUUGAUAAAUGGUUAUGGGCCUGCUGAGUGUACUGUUUUCGCCGUUGCCAACGCCAAUGUCUCUGCCGAUAAGGAUCACACCAACAUUGGUCGAGCGUUGGACGGUUGCCACACUUGGAUUGUCGAUCCUAGGGACCACAAUCGUCUUCUUCCUGUAGGCUGUGAAGGCGAGUUGCUCAUCAGCGGGCCUAUUGUUUCUCGCGGCUACCUCAAUGACGAACGCAAGACCGCACAAGCAUUCAUCAACAACCCGGUUUGGAUGUCCGCCUUUACUGAGAAGCCUGUUCGUCUAUACAAGACAGGCGACUUGGUCAGGUACUGCCAAAAUGGAAGCUUGGUAUACGUCGGUCGCAAGGACAACCAGGUCAAGCUCCACGGUCAGCGCAUGGAGCUCGGCGAGAUCGAAGCCUGCCUUGAGACGCAUGCAGACCUUCGCAAUGCUCUUGUUGCACUGCCGAAAUCUGGUAUCUUCAAGGGUCGACUCGUGGCCAUAGUCUCUUUCAAGGACUUCGAGUCCGAGAAUCCUGGCCUUGCAACUUCGCAGUUCACUCCGGUUUCCGCCUCUGAAAUGGAAGCUGCUCGCCUGCAUGUUUCUACCCUACAACACACUUUAUCGGAGAAUCUGCCGCCUUACAUGAUGCCCUCUUCGUGGCUUGUGGUUAGCGCUAUUCCUUUGUUACUAUCUGGCAAGCUUGAUAGGGUCAGUUGCCAGACCUGGCUUGCCGAUAUGGAUGCAGAGAUGCCCGAGUUUCUGGUUGACGGUGGGCCCAGCGAGGAUGUUGUUGUGUCUGACACCACGGAGAUUGGACGUCUCCUUCAGCGAAUCUGGUCUUCAGUUCUUCGCAUUCCAGAGGACAAGACACCUACCAACCGCUCUUUUAUUUCCCUCGGUGGUGACUCCAUUAUGGCCAUGCAAAUCAUGUCUCGCUGCCGCGACCACUCCAUCAAAUUGACCAUGCGAGACAUCAUGAGCGGCCGCCCCAUUACCGAAUUGGUUUCUAUUCUCGAGAAAGAAGACCGGCCUACACAGACCACCAUACCGGAUGACGAGGAUAAUAAUGACCAACCAUUCGGACUGUCACCGAUCCAGCAGCUCUUCUUCAACAACAGCUCAAACAAGGACCGUGGAGACCGCUUCAACCAGAGCCAGCUCUUUUCUAUGCACGGUUCCAUCGAUACAUCCAGGUUUGCACAAGCCAUUCGUGCUCUUGUGCAAAGACAUCCUAUGCUUCGCGCUCGUUUCAGUAAAUCCAUCGAUGGACAAUGGACACAACAGAUUGCCCCCGACAGCGAAAGUGCCUACUCACUGCACUUCCACAAUGUCAGCGCCACAUCCGAGUUGGUCGACGUCAUCGCUUCCAGUCAAGAGAGCAUUGAUAUUUCCGGUCCCAUUUUUAUCGUCGACCACUUCAUCAUGCCUGACACUCCUCCAACAGUGUCGCUGAUAGCCCACCAUCUCGUCGUUGACGUUGUGUCCUGGAUCAACAUUGCUCAAGAUCUGGAGACAUUACUCUCGUCCUCGCUCCCUCCAUCACCUAAGCCGCUCUCAUUCCGACGAUGGAAUGUUGCGCAGGUCGAGCACGCCAAGUCACUUGAAAGAAAGGGUGAACGAUUCCUUCCAUUUACUGUACAACCCGCAGAUCUGAACUUUUGGGGUAUAUCCAAGGUUCUCAACACCUAUUCCCAAGUCACUCAGCAAUCAUUUUCCCUUUCCGAUACCAACAUUCUUUCCAUGCUAUUAACCGAUUCCCACGCAGCCCUCAGGACUGAACCUCUCGAUCUCUUCAUCUCAUCCUUGCUCCAAUCAUUUGGACAGUGUUUCCCAGACAGAGACCUCCCAACGUUGUUCAACGAAGGCCACGGUCGCGAACCAUGGGACGACAGCAUUGAUCUUUCUGAAACUGUUGGAUGGUUCACUUCCCUUUGUCCUAUCCAUUUAUCGCGACAGAACGUUGAGCAUUCUGGAACUAUCGACUAUGUUCGCAAGGUCAAGGACUUGCGACGUAGCAUUCCCAGCAACGGUCGUCCGUACUUUGCUCAGCGCUACCUUACCGAGUCUGGAAGGCUCCAUCUCGACACACAUGAACCCAUGGAGAUCUUAUUGAACUUCCUCGGCCGCUCUCAACAGAGUGGUGAGGAAGAUACUAUCUUGCGCUCUUCGAACUUGCCAUUGAGCGAGGAGGAUCUUCAGGUGAUGUCAGAUAUCGGACCCGAUACUCAACGCAUGGCUCUUUUUGAGAUCUCCAUCAGUAUCCUUGAUGAGGGCAUCCAAUUCAUCUUCAUGUACAACAAGCACAUGCUUCGUCAAAACCUCAUUCAGAAAUGGAUUGCCACGUGCAAGGACGUUGUUACCAACAUGGCAAGGGAGCUCAGCGCAGUUCCAUCCUUCCCUACCCUCAGCGACUUCCCUCUUAUGCCCUUAGACUACGCCGGGCUCCAAGAUAUAGUUGACAAGUCUCUACCUGCCGCUCAUCUUCGUUACGAUGAAGUAGAGGACAUUUAUCCAUGCUCGCCAAUGCAGGAGGGUAUCUUGCUAAGCCAACUACUUGAUCCUUCCCAUUACCUGUUCCACACCGUACUCGAAGUAUCCUCUCCAACUAGCGUAUAUAUCGACGCUUCACAGUUGGCUUUGGCCUGCUCAGCGGUCGUUGAACGUCACGCCGCACUACGCACCAUCUUCAUCGAAAGUGUUCACGGUAGUGGCUCAUUUGAUCAAGUUGUUACACGUCCCCGCAAAGCUCGUAUCAGCACGAUCAAGUGUCGUGAGAUCGAUGUCAUGGCAAAGCUGAACGCAAGAUCGCUGGCCAAGACUAACAAGAAACAUGGGCAGCCCAUUCUUCCAUAUCAGAUCACCAUUUGCGCAACACCACAGGGCAAGGUCUUCAUGAAGGUUGAGAUGAACCACGCUGUCACAGAUGGUGCUUCUACGGCUGUUAUCCUCCGCGACAUCUCAGACGCUUACAGCAACUGCUUAUCGACCACAAAAGCUCCCCCCUACAAAGAGUACAUCAAGUAUAUCCUCAGCCAGUCACCUGAUGCGACUCUCGUUUACUGGAAGACCUAUCUCUCUGGUGCUUACUUCACCGAGUUUCCAACCAUGAACUCAGAUCGUAUGUUAAUUAAAAACCUCGGCUCCAUUACCGUCGACUUUGAGCGAUUCGCCGAACUCCAUUCUCUAGGUUUGGAGCUGGGUGUGACAUUCUCCAACAUUAUUAUGGUCGCAUGGGCACUUGUUCUGCGGAAAUACACUAAUUCGCAAGAUGUUUGCUUUGGAUACUUGGCCUCCGGUCGCGACGCUCGUAUUGAUGGCGUGGCUGAUAUCGUUGGACCUUUGAUCAACAUGCUCGUGUUCCGCUUCCAAUUCACACACGGCAUGCUUCUCAAGCAAGUUCUUCUCGACGCCCAAGAAGAUUACGUCAACAGUCUUCCAUAUCAGCAUUUCUCUCUCGCCCGUGUUACUCAUGCACUGGGACAAUCGAAACAUGGCUUCUUUAACACAGCUGUGUCCAUUCAAAACGCAGGUACAUCAGAAGACUCAAAUCUAGGUGGCCUUCAAUACGAAUCGAUGGAGGCGUUUGACCCGAGUGAAUACGCGGUCACACUCAACGCAAAUACCACUCGCGGUGAUGAAGGCAUUGUGUUCCGAUACUGGAAUAGCGUUCUUUCCCACACGCAGGCCGAGGACCUUGCGCACGUGAUGUCCGACGUACUCAGCGACAUCAUUGAUCACAACGAGGAGGCUCUGUCGCAUUUACGAGUGUCACGAGAUUCAUCUCUACCUACCCACGCCGAUUCAUCCAUGGAAGACGACUGGACAUUCCAGCACGGCCAUAUGCGCCGCGCUGUCUCGACUCCCGCCUCGACAGUCAGCUACUCAACAGGCCCUGGUCCCACCAUCUUCUCACCAUCAGCCUCCUGGGGUACCCUGGCCAAGGAUCGAUUCCAUGAGAAGCUAUCAUCGUUGUGGAGAGAUCAUCUUGACGUUGAGACGACUGAUAUCACAUACGAGGCAAGCUUCUUUGAACAAGGCGGUGACUCUAUCAUCGCCAUGGCCAUGGUCGGCGACGCCAGAGACAAGAAUCUCCCUCUCACGGUAGCCGACAUCUUCAAGAACCCAACAUUCAGCUCUAUGCUUAAGGUUCUGAGAGACAAAUCAUACAAAGACAACGACAUGGCAUCUACCGACGGUGACACUUCCCUAGUGGACUCCAAGAACGAUGGUGUCGUCGCCGAGUAUGUCUACAAACCACUGUCUCUUCUAGGACAGCAGGACCCUGAAAGGUUCGUUCGUGACAUUGUGUGCCCUCUCGUUGGCAUUUCUCGGGCCACUAUCAUUGAUGUUCUCCCCACAACCGACUUCCAAGCCCAAGCCGUUGAAGGAAGCCUGUUGGACUCACGAUGGAUGCUGAAUUACUUUUACCUCGAUGGAUGUGGACAUUUGGACGUUGAUCUUCUACGGGAGAGUAUCACAAACAUCACUGCUGCAUUCGAUAUCCUCCGCACUGUCUUCGUGCCCUAUCAGGCGACCUACCUUCAAGUUAUCCUCCGUCACUUACAGCCUGAUAUCACCAUCCACGACGUUGAUGAUAUCGAGCAGUUCACUUCUGAGCUUGAGUCAAACCAUCUUCAGCAACCUGCACUCCCCGAACGUCCCUCUCUUCGCUUCGUUAUUGCACGACAUAACAGGUCCCAAAGACAUAGGAUCUUCAUCAGAUUAUCACACGCUCUGUACGAUGGUGUUUGUUUCCCAACUAUUCUCAAUGCCUUGAAGGCGUCUUACGAGGGAGACGUUAUCGUCACCACACCAUCAUAUGCGACAUAUAUCUGCGGUGUGAGGGGCAGGACCAGGUCCGAACAAUACACAUACUGGCGAUCUCUCCUCAAACACUCCACUCCGACAGACAUCAUCCCUCGACAAACGAGUGUAAUGCGCACAUUCCCUACUCAAGUCCUUAAGAGAGUUGUAACUACAGCCUCUCUGGCGGCUUACGGCAUCACCACCGCUACCGUCAUCAAAGCAGCCUGGUCUACAGUCCUUGCCAAAGCCACUGGAAAAACAGACGUUGUUUUUGGGCAUCUCAUCAACGGACGCAACGCACAUCACGUUCCUGGUAUCGAAGCUAUCGUCGGUCCUUGCCUGAAUGUAGUUCCCGUCCGUGUCCCGUUCCAAGACUCUUGGACGGUGCUCGAUCUUCUUCGCCAUAUCCAGCAUCAACAAGUGGACACCAUGCCAUAUGAAUCACUUGGCUUCAGGGAUAUCAUCAGGAACUGCACUGAUUGGAAUGACGAUGGAGCAAUGGGCUUUCCUACCAUGGUUCAGCAUCAGAGCAUGGCUCAAACUGAUAGUCUAUCCAUUGGAGAUAACACGUAUAAUGUGGGCGUGAUUGCUUCGCAGGAGGAUACUGCCGACUUUAGCGUCGUCACUACACCGCAAGGCUCAGACAGUACUGAAGUCUGUUUCUUGUACCCCGCGGGUGGACAUGUGGGCAAGGACUUUGCUGAGCAAUUGUUUGAUGCUCUUUGUGAUAGCAUUACGGAUUUCUCGAAGAACGUGGAUGUUCCUCUUGUAUUCUAA